This is a messenger RNA of Cucumis melo (muskmelon), 1173 nucleotides long. RefSeq lists its product as uncharacterized. The transcript is spliced from 10 exons. Gene Ontology annotation, biological process: proteolysis. The record is from RefSeq and is a predicted model, not a curated record. Gene Ontology annotation, molecular function: metalloendopeptidase activity; ATP binding; ATP-dependent peptidase activity. Lineage: Eukaryota; Viridiplantae; Streptophyta; Magnoliopsida; Cucurbitales; Cucurbitaceae. The coding region runs from base 51 to 1013 and encodes 320 amino acids.
ACCUUAUCCUCCGCCGUCGAAACUAAACUCAGGAACCCAAAAAUCGAAGAAUGUUGGACGUCGCCACCGCGUAUUCCGCCGCUAUAACCUUUCAAUUUCGCCAUUCAAAGUCUUCUACCAUCCCCCAUCAAUGGCGGAUUAGAGCUUCCUCUGCUUCUUCCACCGUCGAUCUCACCGCUCUUCAAUCCGCAAUCGAAAAGAAAGAUAGUAAUGCAGUUAAGGAAGCGUUGGAUCAGUUGAGGGAACUUGGUUGGGCCAAGAAAUGGAGUUCUCAACCGUAUGUAUCUCGCCGUACGACUACCCUUCGAGAGCUGACUACGCUUGGAAUUAAAAAUGCGGAGAAUCUUGCUAUUCCUAGUGUUAGAAAUGAUGCAGCUUUUCUUUUCACUGUGGUGGGAGUGACUGGAUUUUUAGGCGUCCUCGCAGGGCAGCUUCCUGGGGAUUGGGGCUUCUUUGUGCCAUACUUGAUUGGCAGCAUAUCGCUUAUUGUUUUAGCAGUUGGAAGCAUUUCUCCUGGACUUCUUCAAGCUGCCAUAGAUGGCUUUUCAUCAUUUUUUCCUGAUUAUCAAGAAAGAAUUGCAGGACAUGAAGCUGCACAUUUCUUGGUUGCUUACUUGCUUGGACUUCCUAUUCUGGAUUAUUCACUGGACAUUGGAAAGGAGCAUGUCAAUCUCAUUGAUGAAAGAUUAGAAAAAUUGAUAUAUAGUGGUCAGCUUGAUGAUAAGGAACUCGACAGGUUGGCCGUGGUGGCAAUGGCUGGUCUUGCAUCAGAAGGUUUAAAAUAUGAUAAAGUGGUUGGCCAAUCAGCUGAUCUCUUCACUCUACAGAGGUUUAUCAAUAGAUCAAAGCCAAAACUUGGUAAGGAUCAGCAACAGAACCUCACUAGAUGGGCUGUUUUAUUUUCUGGUUCCCUUUUGAAGAAUAACAAAUUGAUACAUGAAGCUCUCAUCAAAGCAAUGUCAGAGAAAGCAUCUGUGAUAGAAUGCUUUGAAGCCAUUGAGAAAGCUGCAUAGCUGAUUCAAACUUCUUUUUUUAAAAAAAAAUUAUUUAUCUGCAACGUUCAUCAUUCUUUAUUUUAUAUAUAUAUAUACAAGAUUAUAAUGAUAAUAAUCUCAAAUAUUAACCAAAUGUAAAAUGCGGAUCCUCGGUGAUAAAAUUUAGUCUACUUUUUCA